This is a messenger RNA of Eurytemora carolleeae, 2065 nucleotides long. RefSeq names its product SET and MYND domain-containing protein 4. Gene Ontology annotation, molecular function: protein binding. Lineage: Eukaryota; Metazoa; Arthropoda; Copepoda; Calanoida; Temoridae. Bases 85 to 1998 code for a protein of 637 amino acids. The record is from RefSeq and is a predicted model, not a curated record. The transcript has 26 exons.
UACUACAUACUACACGGUACACAGGGGAACAACAAUCUAAGAAGAUCAGUUUACACAUAAACAGUGAAAUUACCAAAGAUAAAAAUGGAAGAUAUAGAUCUGGCAAAGCUGAACAGUACAGAGGACUAUUCUAGAAAAUAUCUAAAAGUUGAAGACAAUAAACAAUCAAAAAUACAGGAGUAUAUUGCAAACUCUAUAAGAAUCUUGGGAGGCUCUAAUGCUGAUAUUUUUACUACAAGGGAUCCCGAGAAACUUCUUGUUGAAGUAUCUUCUCAAAUUUGGGAACAUGUUCCAGAAAUUAGAUCUCUUAUCAAGACAAAGAAAAAAGUUUCAAAGACCAAAAAGGUUAAAGUUAAGGAGGAUACUUCUUUGAUAGAUCUGAACUCUGCUAUUCUUCAUGGAGAGGUGGGAUCUUUAGCUCCAGCUUACUACUACAGAGGUUUAAUCUUGUUUCUGAUGGAAAAAUUUAAACCUGCUCUCAAUAAUUUCAAAGAAGCCCUCUCGUGUAACUUUUGUGGAAGGGACGAAUAUAAACUCCAUCAUAAAAUAUCUCAGUGCUACGUCAAGACAAAACAGUACACCCUUGCUCUAGAGCAUUUAAACAUUGCAUUAGAGAGAAUCAAGAAAGAGAAAUUAAGUGAGAAACAAAAACAAGAUUACUCACGUAUUCUUGAAGAGUCCAGGAAGAAAAUCAGCAAAAGAUCUGAUAAACCAGAUUCUAGUAUUGAUCUCAUCACUGUUAAAAAUAUCCAGGAUUCCAGAUUAAGUUCCAAUAUAGGAAUUAAAUACUCUGCCGAGCAAGGGCGGUUUUGUGUAGCGACCAACCCUAUUCCGGCAGGAUCAGUUAUAAUGAUGGAUGAGGGAAUAACUCCAUUCUUGAAUCCAGAUGAUAAGGAUAAAAUACUUGAAUACUGCUUGGUUUGCCUGAAUCCUGUAAACAACUGUCCUUUUCCUUGCUACUCAUGCAACAGUGUUGUUUUCUGCUCUCCCGAUUGCAGAGACAAAUCAGGAGUUCACAAGUUCACUUGUACAAUGGGGGUACAUGAUAUCAGGAUUGUUGAUCAGAAGGACUGGUUUAGAGUAUUCAGCAGUAUCUAUAUUAUUCUCAGCAAACCCGCCAACUUCUGGCAGGAAAACAAAAACCUCUUUCUGAAUCAGGGAAAUGUUCCCUGUACUUCUCCUACUUUAACACGGGUAGAAACUGAACUAGAUCGAUAUCAACAUUUGUUCAACAUGGUGGAUCAUGCAGAAUCCAUAUCACAGGCAGCACGUGCAAAACACGCAGUAGUCACUGUAUUCUUAGUCAGAACUUUGAGAAGUGCUGGAUAUUUUGAACCACCUGGAAAAGGCGGGGCAUCCAAAAAGAACCAAAAUGAGAGUGGCACAGGAGAAUUUUCAGAUGAAGAACUAACAAUUGGACUUCUUGUUUACAAGCUGCGACUCAUAACAGAAUCUAACUGCUAUCCUAUCUGGGGGGUUGAAGUUGAUAAAGCAGGACAGGUUGGAUUAGAGAAUAUUGGUAGUGGAGUGUAUCCUAGUAUUGGUAGUUAUCUCAACAGUAACUGUAACCCGAACACAUUGCGAUGUAAUAUUGGAGGAACAGUCGUCAUUAUUGCUGCUAGAGACAUAAAACAAGGUGAAGAGAUAACUGACAACUAUUGUAUUCAUUACUCUGAACUCCCUGGACCUGAUAGAAGAGCCUGGCUUCAGGAGAGCUUUUUCUUCACAUGCCAGUGUACUGCAUGCUCCAGUGAUUGGUUGACCUACGACGACCUGCCCAGCAGUGUACCUUCAGAUCUUCAGAGUCUGCUAAUACCGUUGGAGAAGAAAAAUCAAGAAUAUCUCAAGAUGGGUAAACUAGAUGUAGCUCUAUCCUGUCAUGAGGAGGAACUUCGCAUCAUUGAACAUCAUCUUCAACCCCCACAUCAGCUUUACGUCAGUUUGAGAAACAGUUAUCAGUGCUGCUGGUGGACCAAGAUUGCUAAAAUUCUUGAUUGAAAAAAAAUAAUAACAAGUUUUAUGAAAUUGUAUGUUUUGAUAAAUAUUGUUUUUUUACAGUUUUACG